AUGAGAUAUCAAAGCAAGCUUGCUAGCAAUCAUACAGAAGCUCUAGAAAUUUAGUCGUCACAAAUUGUUGGAUAAGCAAACAUGGCAUCACUCAAGUCUCUUAGCUCCCCAGCAGCACUGCUUCUCUUGCUCAUUGCACUUGCAGCGCAGACUCAACUGGCUCACUCGCAGAUAUGCACAUCCCAGCUCAACAGCCUGAAUGUCUGUGCACCAUUUGUGGUGCCUGGUGCACCGAACACCAACCCUAGUACUGAUUGUUGUAAUGCACUUGGUGCAGUGCAACAUGACUGCCUCUGCAGCACUCUCCAGAUUGCGGCUCGCCUCCCUUCUCAAUGCAAUCUUCCACCUAUCACUUGCGGUAACUAG
Molecule: messenger RNA, 366 nt
Organism: Populus nigra (black poplar)
Lineage: Eukaryota; Viridiplantae; Streptophyta; Magnoliopsida; Malpighiales; Salicaceae
Product: protein 108-like
Exons: 1
Coding region: 82-366 (94 amino acids)
Source: RefSeq, a predicted model, not a curated record